AAAUACAAAAUUGAGGGUUUAACUUGACUGUCUCUUCCCUUGCCUCUAUCCUUAUGGCCACAAGAAGCCUCUGCUCCGAUGCUGCUUCCCUCACAAACCCACUUACCGUAGCCUUACCUCUCAAAUAGUUCAUCUCAGAUCAAAAAUACCCAACAAGACGGCUCUUCUUCUUUCCAAAGGCACUGCUAGUGUUUGUUGCGGCGCUAAGCUGGGGAAAAUUACAGUGGUGAUAGCUAUGGGGCUCUCCACCACCCAAAUUGCACCGUUGAGACCCAUUUGCCCAUCAUAUUUCAAGCUUUCCCAGUCAACUCUUUGCUUUUCAUCUCUUGGUGCUCCCUCCCGGCACUUCUCUAAUGCAUUUCACAGGUAUUGGGUGGAAAUGCCUUCAGGGGUAAUAGUUAACCUACAAGCAAGACAUAAGAAGAGGAUAUUGGCUUCCAGAAAUUACACUGCAGCCUCCAAUUUGGAGUUUGCUACGGAACUCUAUCAAAGCACUAGAAGCUCGUGGAAACAAAAGAGUGAAACCUUGCGGGAAUAUAGAAGGUUACAAAAAAGUGAAAGCUUACGGGAAUAUAAAAUCGGAUAUUCUCCAGUUAAAAGCGAGCAUGUGGAAGACAUUAGUUCUCCUUCCGUUGUCCAUGUAACCACGGUUGCUGAUAAAGUCAGUAGUCAGAAACAAGCAUUCUCAAGAAAUGGCAGAGGUCAUAUUGUUGAUAGUAAAGAUCAUGCUGUGUCAGUACCAUUCAGUACAGAACUAAGAACUACCGGUAGAAGCAAUAUGAUUUUGGGUAAUGUGAAUGGUCAUGCAAUUGAUGAUAAAAGGCCGAAUAGUUUAUCUUUGAAAAAUAUUUCAAGAGAGGGUGCACAGAAAAAUGGAUCUGUGGCAGUAAAGAGCAGUGUAGCUGUAGAUAAUAUAAAUGGUGGGGCAAUUGAUAAGAAAAGGCCUAGUGGUUUGCCUUUGGCCAAAAUUUCAAAAAUGCAUGCACAGACUGAUAGAUCAUUGUCGAUGAAGAUAUUGGAGCACCAGAAAGACAGAAAUUUCAAUGAAAUUGAACAUGUUAAUACUCUUCUAAUUGACAGUAAACAGACCAACAAAAAUCUUCUUGUGGUUAGCGAUGCUGAAAAACCCUCCAACACCAAACAGGCAUCUUGCCUUCUAGACAUUAAAAAGAAGCUUACUAGUAUAUAUGGCAAAAUUAUGGUUGUUAAUAAUGUCUCUAUGGCAGAUGAGGUUGUAUAUAAGCUUAUGAAUCAGUAUAGGCAUUUUGUCCAUGCAUGUGACACUGAGGUGGCCAAAAUUGAUGUGAAGGCAGAAACGCCCAUUGACCAUGGAGAGAUAACAUGCUUCAGUAUUUAUUCUGGACCAGAGGCAGAUUUUGGAAACGGCAAAUCCUGUAUCUGGGUAGAUGUUUUGGAUGGCGGUGGCAAGGAUCUUUUGGCUAAAUUUGCUCCAUUUUUCGAGGACCCAGAUAUCAGAAAGGUUUGGCACAACUAUAGUUUUGACAAUCAUGUCAUUGAGAAUUAUGAGUUUCCUGUUUAUGGGUUUCAUGCUGACACAAUGCACAUGGCGCGGUUAUGGAAUUCAUCAAGAAGGACUGAAGGUGGGUAUUCUCUUGAAGCUCUUACUGGUGACAAAAGAGUCAUGAGUGGGUUUCACUCGUGCUAUGAAGAGUUGAUAGGUAAAGUAUCCAUGAAAACGAUCUUUGGCAAGAACAAGUUGAAAAAAGAUGGAUCUGAAGGCAAAAUUAUCACCAUUGCUCCUGUUGAAGAGCUACAAAGAGAAGAUCGAGAACUGUGGAUUUGUUAUUCUGCUUUAGAUGCAAUAAGCACCUGGCAGCUUUAUGAGAGUUUGAAAAACAAACUAUGUCGUAUGCCAUGGAAAGUUGAUGGAAGACCAGUUGGAAAAUCUAUGUAUGACUUCUACCAGGAAUACUGGAAACCAUUUGGCAAGCUUCUAGUUAGAAUGGAAACUGAGGGGAUACUUGUUGAUCGGCCAUAUCUUGCUGAGAUGGAGAAGGUUGCAAAAGCAGAACAAGAAGUUGCUGCUAAUAGAUUUCGCAAUUGGGCAUGCAAGUAUUGCCCUGAUGCCAAAUAUAUGAAUGUGGGGAGUGAUACACAAUUGCGCCAAUUAUUUUUUGGUGGGAUCGCAAACAGAAAGGAUGACACAGACAGUCUUCCACAUGAGAGAAUAUUCAAAAUUCCCAAUGUUGAUAAAGUGAUUGAAGAAGGCAAGAAGGCUCCCACAAAAUUUCGCAGUAUUACAUUGCAUAAAAUUGGUGAUUUUCCUGCUGAGAAGUACACAGCAAGUGGUUGGCCCUCAGUUAGUGGAGAUGCUUUGAAGGCCUUAGCUGGGAAGGUCUCUGCAGAAUAUGAUUUUAUGGAUGAUGCCAUUGUGGAUGAUUGCGAGUUAGAGACAAUUGAUGAUUCAGAAACAAAAAUAUCAUCAGUUCUCAACAAUGUAGAUAAAUCUGCUUAUGGAACAGCUUUGCUAGCGUUUCCGAAACAGGAGGAAGGGAUUGAGGCUUGUCAUGCUAUUGCUUCUUUAUGUGAAGUUUGCACUAUUGACUCUUUGAUAUCCAACUUCAUCCUUCCCUUACAGGGGAGUAAUGUAUCAAGCAAGAGAGGACGUGUUCAUUGUUCCCUGAAUAUCAAUACAGAAACUGGUCGCUUAUCAGCUAGGAGGCCAAAUUUGCAGAAUCAGCCUGCUUUGGAGAAGGACAGGUAUAAGAUCCGUCAAGCGUUUAUUGCUGCACCUGGAAAUUCCCUUAUCGUUGCUGAUUAUGGGCAGCUGGAACUUAGGAUUCUUGCACAUCUUUCUGACUGUAAGAGCAUGUUGGAAGCCUUCAGAGCUGGUGGAGAUUUCCAUUCAAGAACAGCAAUGAACAUGUAUCAGCAUAUUCGUGAAGCAGUUGAUAAAGGGGAAGUGCUUCUUGAGUGGUAUCCUCAACCUGGUGAGGAUAAACCACCAGCUCCAUUGUUGAAGGAUGCUUUUGGUUCUGAAAGAAGAAAAGCUAAAAUGCUUAACUUUUCCAUUGCAUAUGGAAAAACACCAGUGGGUCUUGCCCGGGAUUGGAAGGUUUCUGUAGAGGAAGCUAAAGAAACUGUUGAUCUCUGGUAUAGAGAAAGACAAGAAGUGCUUAAAUGGCAACAAGCUCGCAAGCAAGAAGCUAGACAAGAUGGUCGUGUUCACACAUUGCUUGGACGGGCUCGCAUCUUUCCAUCAAUGGCUCAUGCAAGUAAUGCACAAAAAGGUCAUAUAGAGCGAGCUGCCAUAAAUACACCAGUGCAGGGUAGUGCUGCUGAUGUUGCCAUGUGUGCCAUGUUACAAAUAUCAAAAAAUGAUUGUCUGAAGAAGCUUGGAUGGAAGUUGCUUUUGCAGAUUCAUGAUGAAGUGAUCUUGGAAGGACCAAGCGAAUCAGCUGAAGUUGCCAGGGACAUGGUAGUGGAGUGCAUGUCCAAACCCUUCAAUGGGAAGAACAUUCUUAAAGUUGACCUAUCAGUUGAUGCAAAGUGUGCUCAAAACUGGUAUUCUGCCAAGUAAGGGCGCGAUUUCAUAGCCGCAAUUGGAGCUCAACUUGUGUUGAAAUCUCAUAAUGAGCUUUCUGAUAACCUUCAGAAUGGGGUUCUGUUCUAGUGAUGUCACCAUUUCCAUUCAAAGGUUGCAUUGAUUGCUAUUCUGAAAUUUGGUGAUAUAGCAGCAGAUUUUUGGCCAACGAUACGGAUGCAAGGAUGCGUCUUGUGCUGCUUUGGUGACUUUUUGUAACAAGAACGUAAGGAAGCUAACAAUUGAAAAUUGCUAUUCUUUUCCUGUAAAAUUUGUGAUGAUAGCUUAGUUACAUGCACAAUUGUAAUGGUUUUUGAUGAAUGAAGCUUACGAAAUAUUCUCCAA
Molecule: messenger RNA, 3889 nt
Organism: Hevea brasiliensis (rubber tree)
Lineage: Eukaryota; Viridiplantae; Streptophyta; Magnoliopsida; Malpighiales; Euphorbiaceae
Product: DNA polymerase I A, chloroplastic/mitochondrial
Exons: 12
Coding region: 236-3541 (1101 amino acids)
Biological process (GO): double-strand break repair; DNA-templated DNA replication
Molecular function (GO): 3'-5' exonuclease activity; DNA-directed DNA polymerase activity; DNA binding
Source: RefSeq, a predicted model, not a curated record